Molecule: messenger RNA, 4509 nt
Organism: Fusarium redolens
Lineage: Eukaryota; Fungi; Ascomycota; Sordariomycetes; Hypocreales; Nectriaceae
Exons: 2
Coding region: 1-4509 (1502 amino acids)
Biological process (GO): phosphorelay signal transduction system; phosphorylation
Molecular function (GO): phosphorelay sensor kinase activity
Source: RefSeq, a predicted model, not a curated record
AUGCAGCGGCUUCCUAGUUUCAACUCUCCCUCGUCUCCUUCUGCCUCUGCUUCUUCGAAUUGUCCCGUCGCAGACUCAACCGAUCAAGAGAAGGAGGGUCACAAAAAGCAUCCACCACCAACCUCUACCUCUACCUCGGGUUCGGUACCCACAUUUACGACUCCAAGCAACACCACUACCACCAGCACGACUAACACUGAGCUUCAUACCGACGUUUCAGUUCUCGCUGCCGGGGAAGCUUACAACAGGGUCACCAUAACUGGCAGGAAAGCCUACGAUUCUCGCCGCAUAUCAGAGGUCCCAGCAUGGAGGCACGAGCUUAGCAUACCAAACUUGGCCUCAAUCGCGCCCUUUUCUGACUUUGCGGCCUCCUUCUUGCCAGCUUCGACUACCGGCGCUAUUCACCAGUCAAGUUUGUCCACCGCCGGUAGGCCACGAGGUCUUAGCGCGUCCACGCGAGGGCUUCCACAGACUCCCAUUCUGGCGAAGCGUCCCUCCGCCCCGUCCAGAGGUGAACCCGUCAUGCACCCAUCACCCAUCAAGAAAGCCCGCACUGGGGCAUCACCACCUCGAAAGGUCGAACUUCCUAACCAAACCGCGAAUCUUGAUCCCUCAGCAAGGGGAAAGCAGCAAGGGCCCCUCUCGCCUCUCUUCUUCUCUCACACACCAGCAAGGCACGUUCAUCGCCCGGCCAGUUUUCCCGCAACCGAUCCCGCUGUUUCUAUGCUUUCACGUAUGCGAGAGGACCCGGCUGGCGGUGUCACGACUUUGAAGUUGCCUCGCGCAAGUGUGAGCUCCAUCAGCCCAGGAAGAUCAGAGAGCACUCCUGGUAGUUGGGGGUCUUCAAUGGACGCUCCCGCUCAUACCACGACUCCAGACAGUCGUAGUCUCCCUCCUGGGCUGCAGAUGCUACAAGGUGUUGGUGUUAUUGAGUUUCUGGAGCAGGAUGAGAGGCCUACCUUUUUGAUAGACCUGGACAAUUCCGCCAAUGCUAGCCGUGCCGGCUUACAUAUUCUCUACUAUAAUGCGUCUCUGCGAGGCGCACAUGAAGUGCUCCAAUAUCUGUCAGUGGACCAAGAAGAUGCCAGUGCAGAUACAGAUUUUGGUCGCUUCAAAUCAUGGAUUAUGACACAAUCCAAAGCUCGUGUAUCAGUUGAUACUCACAAGUAUGCUGGCAUUACCUGGACUUUAUCAACAUUACGUCGACGAUUUCGCUUUGUUAGCGCCCAGACUAGUUUUGCUACUCCUCGGCCCAGUACUGCAUUACCACUCAUUGACGAGACAGCUGCUUCGGAAACGAGAAGUGCCGGACACUCACCACAGAUGCCCGUUACUCCCGACGCUGAACUUGUUGAUGCGCCAGAUUAUUUCGGUGAUGCUGAACCUCUCGAUGCUAAUUUUGAUCGCGCAGAUGUUGAUGCGAUUAUGGAGGGAGGUGAUACGAGACUACACCCUGACGAAUUUACAAACCAAGUCUUCCAAUCGCAACCCGCUAGAUCAAUUUUCGACUGGACAAAAAUACCAGUGUCGGAUUCACUUCCUCCUCACAUAAAGUUUGCUCGUUCUGUAGAUUGGGCGGCUACUCCUCUUGGGCCAAUCGAAGAUUGGCCUGCGGAUCUCAGAUCCAUGUCCAACCUCAUCAUGGGCAGCCCACACCCCGCUGCCAUGUACUGGGGUCCCCAGUGUGUGAUCAUCUACAACGAAGCUUAUCUCGACCUUGCAGGCCAAAAACAUCCCAAGUUGAUGGGGUCUUGCUAUAUGGAUGCUUGGCCUGAGAUUUGGGAUGAGAUCAAGCCUGUGUUCAAGAGCGCACUAGAAUCCGGACAGGCGACAAUGAAGCACGAAAAUCAGCUCUUCAUUAAUCGGCAUGGCUUCUUGGAGGAAGCUUUCUUUUCGUGGUCUAUUGUUCCCUUGGUGGGCGGUGAAGGCGAAGUUGUUGGACUGUACAACCCAUCUUUCGAAAAUACCCGCAGACGAGUCAACGAGAGACGAAUGCUGAUGCUUCGCGAGAUUGGCGAGAGGACAGCUGCAGCUACCACUGUUGCAGGUUUCUGGCCCCAGGUGCAAAAGGGACUGGAGUUCAACGAACAUGAUGUGCCCUUUGCCCUGAUCUACUCGGCCCGAGAGGACACCGAGAGCGAGGUUUCGUCAUUACAUUCUGGCAGCUUGAUUCAUUCACCCCAAUUGGUUCUUGAGGGAAGCCUUGGAGCGCCAGAGAAUCAUCAAGCCGCACUUCCACAGCUUGACAUGCGACAAUCUGAGGAUGGCUUCGCCCCAUACAUGCGCCAAUCAAUGGCUGCAGGCGGUGUUCCAAUUGUCCUUUCUGAAGAAAAUGGUAACCUUCCUACGCAUCUGAUUGAUGGUCUUCACUGGAGGGGCUUUGGCGAUCCCUCAAAGACACUCGUCAUUUUCCCUGUUAUCCCGACCACUACAGGAGAAUCUGUGAUUGGAUUCAUCGUGAUGGGUGUCAACCCUCGCCGACCCUAUGAUGACGAUUAUAAGCUGUUCAUUCAUCUGUUGUCCCGGCAGCUAGCUACCUCGAUGGCUUCGGUGGUUUUGUUCGAGGAGGAAAUCAAGCGUGGUCAAAGGGCUGCCCGCCUUGCUGCACUGGACCGUCAAGAACUCUCGAUGCAACUUUACCUUCGUACACAAGAAGCCGUGGAAAGCGAGUACAGAUUUACCCGGAUGGCCGAGUUCGCUCCUGUCGGCAUGUUCAUUGCCAACUUCGCGGGCAAGAUCAACUACUGCAACGACAUGUGGUGGCAGAUCUCGAGGCAUUCCCGGUCCGAAGAUUCUGUCGAUACUUGGAUGGAUAGUGUUAGAGACGAGGAUAGACCAGCAUUGGAAGAUGCGUGGGAUAAACUCCUGAGAGAAAAGGUCACGAUUUCGGUGGAAUUCCGGUUCAAAUGUUCUCAACAGAGCGAUGGAAACACGAUCGACACCUGGGUUCUCAUGAGCGCUUACCCCGAACGGAACCAAGAUGGCAAUCUCAAGUUGAUAUUUGGUUGUAUCACGGACAUCUCUUCUCAGAAAUGGGCCGAGAAGGUGCAGAAUGAGCGACGUGAAGAGGCGGUCGAGAUGAAGCGACAACAGGAGAACUUCAUUGAUAUCACCAGUCACGAGAUGCGAAACCCUCUAUCGGCGAUUCUACAAUGUGCUGAUCAGAUCGCAAACAACAUCACUGUAUUCGAUUCGCAUACUGUCAAGGCUGAUGUUGAGAACCUACUGGACGGAUGCUUGGAUGCUGCAAACACAAUCAAUUUAUGUGCAAGUCAUCAAAAGCGCAUUGUGGAUGAUAUUCUGACGUUGUCCAAACUGGACUCAAACCUCUUAUCCGUUACACCCAUCGAUGAACAACCCGUUAGAGUUGUGCAGCGUGCCCUGAAGAUGUUCGAAUCAGAACUGGUCGCUCACGAUAUUGAGUUUGACUUCAACGUCGAUAAGAGCUUCGAGCAGUAUAGCAUCAAAUGGGUGAAGCUUGAUCCUUCCAGACUGCGACAAGUCUUAAUAAAUUUGAUGACAAAUGCUAUCAAGUUCACCCAAGGUCGUGAGAAACGAGCCAUUACUGUCAGCCUCAGCGCUUCAAAGCAUGUAUCUGAAGUCACUAGGAAAGGUGUCUCAUACUUUGAUAGAGUUGACCAUCAACGUACUGCUGUCAUGGAUAUCAACAACACUGACGAGUGGGGUCAUGGUGAGGAGAUCAACAUUCACUGCACAGUUGAGGAUACUGGUCCUGGCUUAAUCGAGGAGGAGAUGACGCUUCUCUUCCAGCGAUUCCAGCAGGCAACUCCACGAACACACGUUCAGUACGGCGGCUCUGGAUUGGGUCUCUUCAUUUCUCGCAUCUUGACAGAAAUGCAGGGUGGACAGAUUGGUGUAACGUCCCGCCGUGGCAUUGGUAGUAGUUUCAGCUUCUAUAUCAAGUGCCGACGCUCUUUGGCUCCUCCUCAGGAUUACGAACAGAUCACACCGUUCAAGAUCGCUCGAAAGUCUCACGCCCCAGCCAUUCCGCAGAAGCCUGAGCUUAAUCGCCAACCAUCUCGAACGACGACGACAACCGAAGACACAAAUCAACUGUUUGAUGUUUUGAUUGUGGAAGACAAUAUUGUUAAUCAAAAGGUUCUCCAACGACAACUACGAAACUGUGGCAACAACACGUUUGUUGCAAAUCACGGCAAGGAAGCUCUACAGACUCUCGAGCGUUCAAGAUUCUGGGCAGGAAAAGAGGCUGAAGGUGUCGACAUCUCUGUCAUCCUGAUGGAUUUGGAGAUGCCUGUCAUGGAUGGAAUGACCUGUGCUCGAAAGAUUCGAGAACUAGAGCGAGAGGGAACCAUCGUGCAACAUAUUCCCAUCAUUGCAGUUACGGCAUAUGCUCGACCGGAGCAAAUCGAAAGCGCCAAGGCUGCAGGAAUUGACGAUGUCAUCUCCAAGCCGUUCCGAAUUCCUGAGCUAUUGCCCAAGAUCGAAGAGCUGGUCGGCAAAUACAAGAAUCUUUCGGUGUCUGCUUGA